Molecule: messenger RNA, 2918 nt
Organism: Aaosphaeria arxii CBS 175.79
Lineage: Eukaryota; Fungi; Ascomycota; Dothideomycetes; Pleosporales
Exons: 2
Coding region: 93-2870 (925 amino acids)
Source: RefSeq, a predicted model, not a curated record
GCAGUUUCCUCACUUAGUGCAGCUUUCCAUUCGAAGCUUGACGACACCACCGGACGUCUAAGAGGUUUUCAGGACCUUGUCUGGUAAUUGCGAUGUCGUCUACUCAAGAAAUUGGUGCGCCUUUCACUAUUGCAUCAUUACCACAUCCCAUCAAUGCAGUUGGGCGCACACAGGCUGCCUGCGUCUUCAGCAUCAAUGGAACCAAAAAGAGGAAGAGGACUGAAGUAGUCGUCGGAGUUGACGGAGAAGGGAUUCUGGUAUACAGCGUUCAAAAUCCACAACUAGUCACGUCCUACGCACUACCCCCUCAGACUUCUUUCGCAAGUGCGCCUCACUCGCUUUAUAGGCGGAGAAGUUCAAAAGGGCCAGCCUAUCGGCAUACAUAUGCGGCGAUAUCGCAACCGGCCUCGACAGAUUCUCAGCUUCUAUGCUUCGCCGAAUCCACACAGAAGGAUGGGACUUCAGACACGGUGAAGACAACAUUCGUUCUCUCGGACAAAGUAGUGGCUAUCGAUUCAUACACCGUGUCUGAUGGAUCGCACGAUGUCAUUGUGGUUCUCCAGAAUGGGCGCAUUCAAUGUCUCAGCGCCAAUCUUGAGGAACAGAGAUGGGAAUCUAAUGUGCAGUCUUUGCUGCCACCGUUCGGGGAUGCUCUGGAGAUUGAAUAUGUUGCUUGCACAACUGGGAAGGCUGCCAUCGACGGUCUAUUGAAGAAUAGGGAGGAUAUUGCUGUUAUUUUGGACUCAUCGCUUGCUGGAGACGCGGAAAUCUUGGACUUAACCCCCGUUCUUUGCAUCAUCUUCCGACGCUCUAAUCACCAAAGAUCACUCGGGAUCUUCCAGUUGCAACCGCGAUCGCCAGAUAGCAUCAGCAAUCAGCUCAGCCCGGUAAAGCAGCUUUUGACAUGGACGUUAGCACCUCACUCAUCCUCAUCUGUCAAAGACACUGCCGUGCGACACUACGCGCUUCAUGCUUCCAGCGGUGUACUUCAUGAACUGGCCGGCAGCCAGCUCAUCUCAUACGAUCUGACAAGCACAACUCCCAGGAUUUACUCAAGCUUCCAAGCCCCCGACGCAGGUAUGGAUACUCUCUUGCGCAUUUCCACGGACCUGGUUUUUGCAGCUUCGGGGAAGACAUGUGGGUUAUUUGAUGUCAAAUACAGCUCUGUGCAGGCGCUGCAUACCUUUGAGCACGGGAACGCCAUCCUUCCAGAAUCCAAGAAAAGGAAGCAAUCAGAACCCAAGCCGGCAGACAAGGACGAAGUGUCACCAACACUGGUCACUUAUUUCAGCGAGCUUAAGCUUGUAGUCAGCAUCUGCAAACAUGACCUAGUCGGAACUCCACUCAGCGGCACAAUUGCCCGUAAAAGGCCAAGGACAACCGGCUCUCUUCUUAUUGAUUCGAUUGGAAAAGGCAUCGGUCAUGUGUAUUCUGAGAAAGAGAUGUCUGAAUGGAAGAAAAGGGCACAAAAGCUGAGCAAACAAGCUUCGAAAGGAAACGUUGCCGAUUUUGAAGAGUCCUUUGCGCAGGACCUGGACAUCCCCCUCUCCUUCGAUGCCUCACACAAUGCUAUCGAAUCAUCAAACGGCGUGGCUGAUGACUCCAGUGCCAUUGAUAUGGACGGGGAAGGUGAUACAAAGGAGAAAGCACUGCGAAAAUGGCAAUUACCGGCCGUUGUGACUGAAUCUCAACGGUAUCGCCACCGACCCAAGGCCCUCUUUGCUCUCAGUAGAAUUUUCCAGUUCACGGAACCCGCUACGGAAAGUCCUGGCCAAGGAUCACUUAAAAUCGUCUUCUUCCCACCAAACGUAUUCCAAUGGCUUCUUCUAUCGGGAUUCGUCACCAAAGAAUCCAUUCGUCGCGCUCUUCUAGAGUAUGGCAAGAAACAGCAAGGGUUGACCAUUGAUGUCUUGGACGGCGAUAUCGUAAAAUCCAUUAUCAAGUUCGAUCCUGAACUUCAUAUCCUGUCCGCUGUCCUAAAUCACAGUCAUUUCCUUCCUGUAGGCGAAGUAGUGCACGCGAUUGGCGCGCUCAUCCACAGCCUGGACGAACGCCCUGACACAGAAGGCCUUCCAAGGUUACUUACCAAUGGCCAUGUGCGCAACGGCGCUGAAAAUGACGAUAUGGAUGUCGAUCUGGAUUCAGAAAUCGAAGCCGCUGCACACGAUCUCGACCAUGCCCUGUCUAUGUUGGACAAUGGUCUUCUCGUACGCAGCCAUACUCUUCGCCCAGCACUUAUUCGACUUCAUACCUUCCCAGUACCUGUCGUCAGCUCCGCUCUUCGAUCCAACAUGUCUCGCCAAGCUCUCAAAUCAUUGAUCAAGCUUCUUCACUCUGAGUUGCGCAACGGAGGCUGGACAUCAUCGUACGAUUUUGUUGAGUCAGGAACAGUUCCUGGCGCCGAAGACCCAGAAAACCAAGCCGUCGCUAUCAUUGCCUCAUUAUUAAGCUGUGCGCUGGAUGCUGUCGGUACUAGCGCUUGGCUUUCAUUCGGUGCAUCCGAUUCACAGGAUGCAGAGGACGAGACCAUCGAAGAACUUCUUUUCGACACAUCUGCGGCUCUUAAUGGGUUCUGGGAAGCAAGGUUUAUGCGAGGCCUUUUGAGCGAAUUCUUGCGCUACGCAUCAAAUUCUGCUCAGAGUCAAAAGCCCACGAGCCAGAGGUUGCAGAAACAAGGUAAACCGUUUAUGGCGAACGCGACGAAAGACGGUGAAUUGCCCAUGCUUCCCCUUGGUGGCAAGCCAGACAUGGGCAUUGAGAAGAAGAAGACAGGCAAGGGAGGAAAGAAGGAGGAGAGAAGCGCUCGUGAGAUGGGUAUGUUGAUAAGUAAACGGGUUCCCAAGUACAGCUUCGAGCGCAUCGUAUUGUAGACCUUUCCGUUCCCGUAAAUAGUAGUAGCAUUCUUGCAUAUGAGAUAC